Rana temporaria (common frog) is the source of this 1947-nucleotide messenger RNA. Its product is annotated as vomeronasal type-2 receptor 26-like. Gene Ontology annotation, cellular component: membrane. Gene Ontology annotation, biological process: G protein-coupled receptor signaling pathway. The transcript is spliced from 6 exons. The record is from RefSeq and is a predicted model, not a curated record. NCBI's taxonomy places the organism in Eukaryota, Metazoa, Chordata, Amphibia, Anura, Ranidae. The annotation marks the transcript as partial. Gene Ontology annotation, molecular function: G protein-coupled receptor activity.
AUGUAUCCAACUUUAUUCCGUAUGACCCCGGAAGAUCAGGUCCAUUAUGGAGCCCUUAUAAAAUAUUUGCAGCAUAUGGGGUGGAACUGGGUUGGAAUAUUAACAUCAUGGGACGGCAGCGGUGAUGAGGAGGCCCAAGAUCUGAGUAAGAUGAUGAGCCAACACGGGAUCUGCAUAGAUUAUAUCAUUCAGAUCACUCCAGAUCCAAUGAAGCUUUCUCAGAACGCAAGAAUUAUUAGUGAAUCAGCGGCUAAGGUGGUCAUAAUCUGCUUCCACGACCCGAUCCUGGAAGAUAUUUGGAUUAAUGGGUUUGGGUGCCUCUCCCCAAAUCCACACAAAAAUUACUAUUUUCAGUUAAUCUAUGGGUUUUCUGCAAAAGAUUGUAGGGAUAUUAAAGAUCUUUCAGAGAUGUUUGAUGCGUAUGCAGCUCUGCCCACCUAUGCAUACAGGGCUGUAAAUGUUCUGGCCCACGCUCUACAUGGAAUGUUAAUGGAGAAAAAGACAUCUGAGCCCAAUGGAUUCCAGCACAGACUGCACAUGUAUGUGAGAAAUGUUCAUUACACGGACUUAAUCGAAGACGAGAUCUACUUUAACGAGAGAAAAGAAAUUCCAACCGAUCUUAUUUUACAAAGCUGGGUGUUUGUUAGCAAUGCAGCUUUUUAUCAUAUCCCAAUUUCCAUGAUUAAAGGUCCAGAUUUUGUGCCUGAAACAUUUCCCGAUAUGAGUCGUCCCGGCUUCUGGAAACGAGGCAAAAUUUUCAGUCUUUAUGAUUUUCAGAUUUUCAGUCUUUAUGAUUUUCAGAUUUUCAGUCUUUAUGAUUUUCAGAUUUUCAGUCUUUAUGAUUUUCCUGAUUUUCAGCCAGUCACUUCACUGGAUAUAUGGGUUACAACCACUGUAAUAAUAAUAAUAAUAAUAUCUGAUUUUCAGGUUCCGGUAUCUCGAUGCUCGGAUCCCUGUAUUCCCGGCACCAGUAAAGCAUUCGGAUCCUCAGUUCAUACAUGUUGCUAUGAGUGCGUCUCGUGUCCGGAAGGAGAGAGCUCCAACAUUUCUGACAGUGAAAUCUGCAUGAAAUGUCCUGAUGAUGAAUGGUCAAAUAAGAAGAGGGAUCGGUGUGUUCCAAAGUUGUUGGAUUUCCUCUCCUACACCGAUGACACCAUUGUUGGAGUAUUUUCAGCUGUCUCCAUCCUCUGUUGUCUUCUGACUGGUUUGAUAUUGAGGAAAUUUAUACAUUAUCAGGACACCCCCAUUGUUAAAGCCAAUAACCGGAACCUGAGUUAUCUUCUCCUGGUCUCCAUCAUGCUGAGCUUCCUCUGUGUCUUCUUGUUCCUCGGCCAUCCAGUAGAUGUGACCUGCAUGCUCCGUGUCACCUCUUUUGGUGUCAUCUUCUCAGUUGCCGUCUCUUCUCUUCUUGCCAAAAGUAUUAUGGUGUAUAUUGCUUUUAAAGCCACCAAACCUGGGAGCCCCUGGAGGAAAUGGAUGGGAGCCAAACUUCCUAAUUUUAUCAUCUGUGUCUUAUCACUGGUCCAAGUAAUAAUCUGUGUCACUUGGUUGUCUAUUUCUCCCCCCUUCCAGGAUCAGGACAUUCACUCUUAUCAAGGGAAGAUCAUCAUUCAGUGUAAUGAGGGUUCAGUGAUCGGCUUCUACUCUGUCCUGGGAUAUAUGGGGCUUCUGGCAGCUGUGAGUUUCAUCAUCGCUUUUUUAGCCAGGACAUUACCGGACAGUUUUAAUGAGGCCAAGUACAUCACCUUCAGCAUGCUGGUGUUCUGCAGUGUCUGGAUUGCCAUGAUCCCGGCCUAUCUGAGCACCAGAGGGAAAUACAUGGUGGCUGUGGAGGUUUUUGCUCUAAUAGCCUCAAGUUCUGGACUUCUUGGUUGUAUAUUUUUCCCCAAAUGUUACAUAAUUCUGUUCAGACCCGACCUGAAUACAAAAACUGGUUUGCUUGAAAAU